Molecule: messenger RNA, 2145 nt
Organism: Poecilia latipinna (sailfin molly)
Lineage: Eukaryota; Metazoa; Chordata; Actinopteri; Cyprinodontiformes; Poeciliidae
Product: gastrula zinc finger protein XlCGF57.1-like
Exons: 2
Coding region: 154-1770 (538 amino acids)
Biological process (GO): regulation of DNA-templated transcription
Molecular function (GO): DNA-binding transcription factor activity, RNA polymerase II-specific; RNA polymerase II cis-regulatory region sequence-specific DNA binding
Source: RefSeq, a predicted model, not a curated record
GAACAAAAAACUCGUUUAGUUUCUUCAGAACAGCCAAAGUGAAACACACGGAAACACCGAGAGCACACGGUAGCGUUAGCUUUUCUUUUGUUAGAAGGUAGUUUGAAAACUGGUUUGGUGUUUUAGGUAAAUAUUUCCGUAUUUGCAAUAAAAAUGUCUUCAGUUCAGCCUCAGAUAGAGUUUAUCAACGAGCAGGUAACUGCUGCUGAAGAAACAUUCACAGAGUUUAAAGAAAUCAAAGUCAAGAUCGAGGAAGAGAUGGACGAUCAGACAGAAAUAAAAGUUAAGUCUGAAGAAGAGAUGGAGGAUCAGCGCAGACAGCUGGGUUUCACCCGGAUACCGAAGAUCAUCUUACACCGGAUAGAUCUUCCACAAAACUGUGUGUGCAAAGAGGAGGAGGUUCUCAAUGAGCCCAGCAACCAGGAAGAGAACUCCACUUUAGAUCAAGAGGAACCAGAACCUCUGCAGAUGAAACAGGAACAAGAGGAACCAGAACCUCUGCAGAUGAAACAGGAACAAGAGGAACCAGAACCUCUGCAGAUGAAACAGGAACAAGAGGAACCAGAACCUCUGCAGAUGAAACAGGAACAAGAGGAACCAGAACUUCAACAGUUCAAAGAGGAAGAGAAUCAACUCUGCAUCAGUCAGGAUGAAGAGCAUUUUGUGCUGAAACAGGAGACUGAUGACAUGUUGGUGAAUCCUUCUGAUGUGCUAAAAACAAACAAUUCACAAAAAAUGCACAAGAAGGCUCACCCAGACAAAAAAAGAUAUUCUUGUAAAAUCUGUGAUAAAACCUUUUCUCAAAACAGUUUCUUGACUGCACACUUGGUAACUCACACAGGAAAGAAGCCUUUUACAUGUUCAACUUGUGGAAAAGGUUACAAUCAAAAAAGUGGUUUAAUGUAUCACAUGAAAACUCACACAGAUGAAAAACCGUUCACAUGUGUUACUUGUGGAAAAGGUCACCGUCAAAAAAGUGCCUUAAAGAGUCACAUGAGAACUCACUCAGUUGAGAAGCCUUUCUCGUGUCUAACCUGUGGAAAAGAUUUCACUGGCAAAACAGUCUUAAAGAAUCACAUGAAAAUUCACACAGGUGAGAAGCCUUUCUCAUGCAUGUCCUGUGAAAAACGUUUUGUCAAUAAACACAGUUUAGUUGUUCACAUGAGAAUUCACACAGGUGAGAAGCCUUUCUCGUGCAUGACAUGUGGACGAGGUUUCUCUCUAAAAGGUAAUUUAGUUAUUCACAUGAAAGGUCAUACUGGAGAGGAGCCUCUCUCAUGCACUGCUUGUGGAAAACGUUUCCUUACCAAGUCUUGUUUAAACAUUCAUAUGAGAAUUCACACAGGUGAGAAGCCUUUCUCAUGCACAACCUGUGAAAAAAGAUUUGCCUAUAAACACACUUUAAGUAUUCACAUGAGAACUCACACGGGGGAGAAGCCUUUCUCAUGUGUAAUCUGUGGGAAAGGUUUUGCUCAAAAAGGUGGUUUAGCCACACACGUCAAGGGUCACAUGGGAGAGAGGCCUUUCAGCUGUAAAACUUGUGGGAAAUGUUUUAGUCAAUCAUCUCUUUUAACUAAUCACAUGACAACACACACGGCUGAGAAACAAUUCUCAUGUGUGACCUGUGGAAAGAGUUACAGUAAAAAAAGGAAUUUAACUUAUCACAUAAGAAUUCACACAGGCGAAAGGCCUUUCUCUUGUGCCACUUGUGGAAAAAGUUUCCGAGGCAAAUCUAAUUUACGUUAUCACAUGAGGACUCACACACGUUAGAAGCCUUUCUCACAUUGGAACCUGUCGAAGGUUUCAGUCAGAAGUUUAAUUUAUCACAAGAUAAUUUAUCCAGUAUCAUGCAGGAUUAUUUCCCCACUACCAGCUUUGCAUAAUAUAAACCUGAAGCAUCAAGGUGUUCAGUAACUUGCUGUUGGGAAGCAGAGUAAUUACAACUGGAUCACAUUUUUAUAACUGUCGCAGCUUAGUUUAAAACGCUUUUCAAAUAGUAAGCUUUGCUAAAAUACUUGGGAAAAUUCUCAUUGGUGACCUGUCCUGGGUGCACCCUGCCUCUCGGCUGUAACGUUAGCUGGAGAUAGGCACUAGCAACCCUCCUCACCCCACUAAGGGACAGAGGUGUACAGAAAAUGGAUGGAA